CGAAAGAUGCUAAAAGGAACACGAGAAAACACGAAACAGAUCAAAAAAGGAAAGACAAAUUCAAUUGUCAAUUUUCAAUCGUCGCGACUCGCGAGCAUCCGAAUUUUUAAUUUGGUAGUAUUUUAUUGCCGGAAAUUCGCAAAUCCAUUUUAAUUAUAAAUCUUUGUAGACUCGUUCGUGAACUUUUGAAAACGUAUUGAUUUUCCUGGAUGUACUCCAAAGACACAUUCUAUAUAGCAAGGUCAUUAAGUCUCGUCGGUAGUUUCUAAAAGAAAGUGUGUGGAGCAGAUUGAAAAGUGGUUGUGCUAUGCAAGUGUCGGUAAAUGUAAUUAAAAAAAAAUUGCAACUUAACUUCACAUAAAAGUGCCAAACAAAAAUCAAAGUUAACAAAGAAACAGUUUUUCUUAAAUACCUGGUGUUGGUAAGAAGUUAUACAAAAGCAGCUCGUCGCUAUAGAGAAAAAUCGAAACAAAGAAAUUUUUUUGUUAGCACGAUUGUUACUACCUUUGGGGCCUUUGGGCGCAUCUCUCAUUUGCCAUACAUUUACCGAUUUCGGGCUUUGUUUCGUGUAGAUCUUCGUUUAUGGCCGAAAAACUAAGCAAAUUUUGGUAGCUUCCUAUUCUUAAGUGCAAAAGUGAACAACAUAAAAAAGUCUAAAAUGAACAACUACAAAGAUUGUCUACAUGUUGAUUAAGCGUUUAUCAAGAAUUUCAGCUUAUGUAUGAGCUAAAUGUCAGGUAGUUAGUUGGUCAUGUACAUUUUCAACAUGCCAAUGCAUCAUACUUUAGAAACCGUCCACAAAGAAACACAAAUAUACCACGCACAAAAGUGCUCAUUCAUAACGACCAAAUCGGCGUACACAUUUUCAUACACCUAGUAUUGGUUAAUGCUCAUAAAUGAACAAGAGACUGACUGAUAUGGCUACGACAACAGCGUCAACGUCUGAAAAUGCAUCGAAACACCCACAGCAACUGCAAUUGGCAGUUGGGGCUGACGGGGAUGAGCAAACACAAACAAGCCAUAAUAUUGUUAAUGUUAUAGCGGAGGAGUCGUCAUCGACUACAAAUGGGUGUGUCACAUUGACAGCGGCAAAGGAGGAAAUUGACGAAGUGGAGCAACACACCCAAAUGUUGAAAAUCAACGGUAAUGAAAAAGGAGCAACAAUAGAAGCAAUAGAAGAAACAACAAUACCGGCUACACCUGCAACAACAACCACAUUGUCUGUAAUAGACAUGGACGGUGAUGCUCCAGAAUCGCGUUUGUGUGGGAAAAAACUAUUGUUAUGUCGACGCUUCAAGGAUUGUGGUGGAAUUCUGCGUAAUUUUAAUUCGCUGCCAUUAUUUGUUUACGCGACAUCACCAUACACACAUGCCAUAUCAGCUGAUGGCGUGGGUGUGGCUAAGGAGGCGGUAGCAGCGGCAGAUGCGUUAGGUCAAAAGAAUGACACCUAUGACCUUGCACUCUGCCCUACGAACAACAGCAGCAGCGGCUUUGGCACAACAACUGCUAUUAUUGGCGCCAUGGACUGUCUGCCCAUUAUGAAUGGCAGUGGUGGUGGUGGCAGCGGUAACAGCGCCAGUAGCAACGGCAUCGUUAGUCCACUUGGUAUUGGCGGUGGCCAUCAUCACCUAAUGGUGAACGGCAGCAGCAGCAAUACAGCCACAGCGAUAAGUGGCAGUACACCGGCCGUCACUGUUGUCGGCUCAUAUCAGCAACACCUCGCUAAUUUGCACGCGCACCAUCCGCAUCUGAAUUUGGUCGGCCAUCAUGCCGUAACGCCGUACAGCAAUAAUUAUCCGCUGCAUCAUAGCAGCAGCCAUCAUCACAUACAGAGCGAGCAAACCAAGUCACUGCAGGAGUUGCAGCAUGAAGUUGGCGCAUUGUUGGAAUUUCGUGAUCUGGUCAUCGAAACAUUUCCAGAUCUCAAGCAUAAAAUGGCCUCUAUGUCAUCUGCUUCCGCGACGACCGUAACGAAUGCGGCCGGUGGCGCUUUGAUAAACAACACUGUGGGUGUGGGGACUGUAGCGGCUCUUGGGAGUACCAGCGGCAGUGGCGGCAUAGCGAAUGCGUCGUUAGUAUCGAGACGCGAUUGGGAGCCUGGUAUACGUUUGAAGCGUAAAAUUUCGCAGAAAGAACCGUCCAUACCGGCAGCGACAGGCGCUGCAACAGCAGCAGCUGGUGUUGCUGCAGGCGUCGCAGUCGGCGAAUUGUCCUCAUCGUCAUUGACGCGUAGUCGCAGUAACUCACAUAGCGGCAAAAAAGAGCCAAAGAGCGGAGAGAAUAACAACGGCAGCGUUGUACAGGAUUCCGGUUUCUCCACAGAGACAAGUUCCUCCAAGGAGGGCCAUAGCGCUUCGUCUACAAAUGGUGCUAUAACGGGACCCGCAGCACUGAAUCGUCUCUCCUGCCACGAAUCCGAUGAUGAGCUACUCAAUUUGCUCGAUGUCAUACAUCGAAAAUCAAAUCGUUUACGUGAAGAAAUGGAUCAGUUGCAACAGUAUGAAAGGCAAAAUCUUCGUAGCGUCAACAGCAGCAAUUUAAAUGCUACCACAGCCACCAACAACAACAAUUUAGCAGAUGACUCCACAACAACAGUGAUAGCAGCAAAUGAAAUUUCCGCUUCAGCAACACGAAGCGCAUCGGUACUGGCCAAGUCCAGCAGCAGUGUCAGCAGUAAUAGUACAGUCAACGGUGCCGGUCUCACGCCGAAAACAUUCCGCGAGCAUGUGGAACGCCUCAAUAAGGAGGAUAUCAAACAGUUGCGUAAAGAGCGCGACCGUUUGUUGGAUAAGUUGGCCGAAAUGGAGGCAGAAACCUUGACAGGACGCAUUAAGGCUGCGAAAAUGAACGAUCAGGUGGAGGAGUUGAUAAGCGUGAAAAAGGAUCUUGAGGAGCAGUUGAAGUUGGCGAUGGCGCAGAAGCUCGAUUUGAGUGCGCGUGUGCAGCAAAUGCAGUUGCUACAACAACAACCACAACAGUUCCAAAGCAAAAGCUCAUCAAGUCAAUCCGAUUAUUCGAGUCAACGCAAUUUCCUAUCCUCCGCCACAACGGUGCUAUCCACAGGCAGCGGCACCUCAGCGCAGCCUUUUGAAGCCGCCGCCAACACUAGCACAUUGACGGCCGCACAAAGUCGGCGUCAACAUACAUUCCAGCCAGUGGUGGUGAUCGAUCAGCAGCAGCAGCAGAAGCAGCAACAGCAGCAACAAAGUCACCGAGCACCUCCAGUCGAGGAUAUACACAUUGCAUUCCAUCAAAGCGCAGGCAGUGAUAGUAAACAGCAGCGAGCUGAGCAUAACGAGUAUCAGCAGCAGCAGCAACAACAAUUAGGACGUCUGGAUGGCAUUGUCAGUACACCAGGCGGGCGUUAUAGCAAAAGUCGCUUGAUUGAUUCAAAGCGAUUUACCGCAAUUCUGCUCGAAACGAGUGUUGUUGAGUUACAAAGGCAUCUGCUGACGCUUACUGUGCAAAAUCAGGUACUGAUGCAAAAACUUGACACGGCCAAUAAGUCCAAAACUCAUUUGACCAAAAGACUGGAUAAAUCAAAAGAUGAUGUGGAAGAUUUGCGUUUUCAGCUGGAAGAAAAGAACAUCGAGUUGGAAGGCACCAAAGCCCAACUACGCGUACUCGAGUCACGCAUACACUCGGUCACACCUAGCAGUGGUGCGCCCACUAAUUCCUACUUGCAUUCGCAAAAUGAUUACGAAACUAAUCGCUCUUCUGCUUCCACCACAUUGAUGAUGAGCAGGCGUGGCUUAGGCAGUGGCGCUAGUGAUAUAUUAAAUUAUAGUGAUUUACGCUCGGCAACACCCAUUUCAACGACGACACCUACUACUACGACUAAAGCUUUCACGACGACUGUUGGUCAAAUGCCUGCACCGCAUUUGACGCAAAUUUCCACACCAAGCAUGAAAGCAAUGGUCCACCUGCCAAUGGACGAAUUACAACAACAUAGUAGUAGCACAGAAUCGGCACAUGAACAUGAGUUGCCAGAGAGUGGCGAUAUACAGACGACGGUUAGCCAUUUGAUGAGCGCCAGUGUUGGUGGUUUGAGCCCAUUUGAUAGCGUAGUGCGUGGCAAGAAAGCUGGUGUGGCCAGUAAACCUAGUAAGAUACCCUUGCCGGGUAGUAAAGCGGCGGCAUAUUUUGCGGGCAAACCACCAAGUGGUCGCCCAUCUACGGCCGGCCGUUCGCCACCUUCUACCCACACCUACGCCGCCUCCAAUUCGUCGAGCAAGUCAUCGCUGUGUCGCAGCACCGGCAAUUUGUUAUACAGCAAAUCACCAAACAGUCUGAAACGUGCUGAUUCCGCACAAAGUAUACGUAAAGACAACAACAACUCAUCGUUAAGUACGAAUACAAGUCGCAGCUCGACAUCUUCUUCCAUACCAUUGGCGACGCAUCACUUGUCACACGCUACCUCGUCGAAAUCGCCAAUUGGUGCACAUGCACAUGCGACAACACCGACACCACCAACUCCGUCCCCGAGAAUUUUACAAAACUCUCCAUUACCGAAAUUAAAACGUGAAUCGCUCACAUCACGUGUACGUCAUUUGGAUUCACUAUCGCGGGUACAUCAGCAUAAUCACCAUUCGAAUGUCAGUAGUAAUGGUGCUGGUGGUAGUGAUGUUUCUUGUACAUCACCCACAAUGUCGGCAUAUACAACAUGUAGCAGCAGCAACCACAACAACAACAACAACAAUAACCAUUCGACGGUACUAACAUCGCCAUCACCAACAGCGCUCACGGGCAACUACAUUGUCAGCAGUACGCCAAAGCCGAGCGCCAUAGCAGCGCAUAUAAAUGCAACAUUGCGCAAGGAUACACAAUUCAGUACGAGUAAUUAUGGUACGCAACAGUUUCUACGACGCGCCACUGGCGGCAAUGCAACGGCGACUAGCUCAGCAGGUGCUGGGCAAAGUGUGGUGAACAGCAGUGCGACAGUGCGUCGAUUUAGCAGUGCUUCGGUGGUGGGGGCGCGUAUUGCGAGUCGCUCUCAGUCACAAGAUGGGGAGCAACAACAGCAGCAGCAACAGCAACACCAGCAGGCUAGCGACAGCGAUAGUGGCAAGCAUUCCUUACUUUAUUACGAACAACCGCCGCCGCCAACGCCAAAUGCGAAGAUCACCAACAACCCCGCGAUGGGUUCAUCUUGGCGACAACAACAAUGGCAACAGGUACUUACGCAGGCGUUGUACAAACAAAGAGAAGAGCAAGAAACUCAACAUAUUAAUAACGGUGUUGGCGAUAAUUUUGGUAGCACAGCGCUUGUUACAUACCCGUGGCGCAACGCCCAGCUAGGUGAUAAUUUGCAAUUGAAGAGCAAAAGUAAGGAUAACUGUAAUUUUGUGCGCGCCUAUGAGUUGGAGGAACAAACAAAAUUACUGCAACAAAAAGUGCGAAAAAUGAACUCCCUACUACCGGAAGCCAGCACGAGCAUACCCAGCUAUGAUUAUUACUAUUCAAAUGAAUCGUACCGCAGUUCGGAGCGCGGUAGUGAUAAUCUCUUGGUCACCUUCGAUUAUGGCUAUAGCGACUCACUGCUCGAGGAGGUGAUGCCCGCUGAUGAUUUUAGCUUGGAGAAGAAGCAAACACGUCUAGCGCUGGCUGACCUACGUACCGUAUAUCCCAUCAGGGAGGAGUUUGAAUCGGAUGUUAUCAAUGUUUGGCAGCAAAAGCCGACAACAAGCAUUGCUUUGGCUAAAUAUGAAGAUGAUGAUUAUAGUGAUAGCUGGGAGCAGGCAGAGGAUGAGUUGGAAAAUGAAAUUGAAGGAAGCUCCUCGUCUAAAGCGCAAGACAUGCAAAUUUGGUGCAACACAGCUUUAACACGCGCCCAAAAACAAACGUCAAAUGAGCUUGGCAGUGCUGGCGCAUUCAAAGUGCAUCACGUGCAGCAUACGGAUGUGCCAAUUGAUGCUGCUGAUGAUGAGCAUGAGUAUGAGGAUGAGAGUUUGAAUUCGGUGGUGGUGCACAAUCCAAGCAGGGAGAGUAGCCCCAGCGCUGGUAGCGCUAACAGCUUCUACUAUCGGCAAUUAGCGUUGGGUGAUUGGGGGCAAGAGACAGUUGUCGAUGAAGAUGAUGAUGCUGCUGCGGAUAAUGAUAUUGCUGAUACUGAUGACGAUACACCUGCUGCGUAUGAUGAUGGUGAUGUUGCACAGUUUGCUAUGCCGCUUGGCUGUGCUGAUUUGGAAGUUGAUGUUAAUGCUGAUGAUUCGUUGGAAUUUUAUGACAGUCUAAAUUGAGCGUGUUGUAAGCGGUAGCGAAUGCUUAUUGAAUAACAAUCUAUAAAUAUUAGAGAUUUGCAUUUCUUCAAUUAAUAAUUUUUAUUAUUUCUUUACCUUACAAAAAUCGUAUUAACUUAUUUUUUUCA
This is a messenger RNA of Ceratitis capitata (Mediterranean fruit fly), 6367 nucleotides long. RefSeq lists its product as uncharacterized. NCBI's taxonomy places the organism in Eukaryota, Metazoa, Arthropoda, Insecta, Diptera, Tephritidae. The record is from RefSeq and is a predicted model, not a curated record. The transcript has 8 exons. Bases 897 to 6239 code for a protein of 1780 amino acids.